Messenger RNA from Oncorhynchus mykiss (rainbow trout), 1901 nucleotides. It is a transcript of the gene tnfaip8l2b, whose product is annotated as tumor necrosis factor, alpha-induced protein 8-like 2b. Lineage: Eukaryota; Metazoa; Chordata; Actinopteri; Salmoniformes; Salmonidae. Gene Ontology annotation, cellular component: cytoplasm. Gene Ontology annotation, biological process: regulation of apoptotic process. The record is from RefSeq and is a predicted model, not a curated record.
AGAGUGAGAGACAGUCAGAGAGAGAGUGAGCGACAGACAAAGACAUAGACAGAGACAGAGAGCGCGAGAGAGAGCGAGAGAGGAACAGAGUGGAUGAGAGAGAGAAACAAAAAGAAACAGGGAGACUGAUAAAGUAUGAAGAGGGAGGAAAGCAAGAGAGAGAUACUGUAGUUUGAAGAGGAACAAAAGUUUGAAUUUGAAUUUGAGGGAAAUACAAGAGAGAGAGAGAGAGAGAGAAGGAAAGAGAGAGAAACACACUAAGGGGUGUGUCAUAGCAAUUUAGUUCCUCAAGGAAGUACAACUGACAUUUAUCUUGAGACGGUGGCGAGCAGCACAGAUAGAUGAGACACAGAUAGAUGAGGAUUUUAUGUUUAUUUUCACCUGGUAGGAUGAAGGGAUUCCAUUAACGAGUGCUCAAUGCUCACAACCUGAGCCACGUGCCGUGGGGACAGACGUUUGACACGAAGGAGGGGGGGACUCUCUCUGGCACACACAGGUAAGGAUGGAGUCAUUCAGCUCCAAGGAUAUGGCCAUGCAGGCCCAGAAGAAGAUUCUCAGCCACAUGGCCAACAAGUCUGUGGUCCAUAUGUUCAUAGACGACACCAGCAGUGAGAUCCUAGACGAGCUCUACCGUGUUUCCAAAGAGUAUUCAGGUAACCGCUCAGAGGCCCAGAAGGUGGUGAAGGACCUGAUCAAGAUAGCAGUGAAGAUUGGCGUGCUGUUCAGACACAACCGUUUCAGCCCAGAGGAGCUGAGUCUGGCCCAGGACUUCAAGAAGAAGCUGCAUCAAGGAGCCAUGACAGCCAUCAGCUUCUAUGAGGUGGAAUUCACCUUUGACAAGACAGUAAUGUCGGAGAUCCUGACAGGAUGCAGAGAUCUGCUGUUGAAGCUAGUCGACUCCCACCUCACACCCAAAUCCCAUGGUCGCAUCAACCACGUAUUCAACCAUUACUCCGAUCCAGAGCUUCUGACCCAGCUGUACAACCCCGAUGGACCCUUUAAACCCAACCUCACCAAAAUCUGCACCGGCCUCAACCGUCUGCUGGAGGAGGGGACGUUAUGAGAGUGUGAGCAAGUCUACAAUUGUGAGAGAGACACUGGAAGAUCUGCUUGAUGGGGUCUGCUUAGAACUCAAGAGAGGACUGUGUGUAAGGACAGGAAGUGUCCAUGCUCUAAAUAAGAACUGGCGAGAUUUGUGAUUCAAGUUUUACUUGAUGUAGUCACUCACUGAUCUGUUAUUUUCCAAAAAGGGUACUGCCCAAAGUGGAAAAAAAUUUGAAAAUACGCAGGAUGAUGUAUAGUUAAUGUCUCCUGAUGAAUUGUGUCUCAACGAAUGGAGUUCCUGGAAAGUCAGGAUUCGGUUAAGAUUGUGUCAACCACCUGAUUUUUAUACAGUGGAAUUUCCGUCCAUGGUUUCACACUCAUUUACUACUAUUCUAUUUUUUCUCUCUCUCGACAUAUUAUGUACUGUAUAGGGAAAGAGAAAACUCAAGGACUGACUGACAGAAUGAAAACAAGGGUUAAAGCAAGAGGUGAAAUAUAACCACAAUCUAGUGGUCCAGCUGGCAAUGACUCAGUACUGCAUGUAUCAGUACAUAUCAAAGAAAAAAAAUAGAAGCUUAUUUACAAAAACAGUGCACAUCUAUUGUGGAGAUACAAGACAGUCAUUUUAUAAGACCCAAAGAGAAACUGGACUGGAAUAUUUAAGAACUGGCUAUAAAAUAAUUCAGCUUUAUUUGGGCCUUGUACAUCAUAUGAUUGGAAAAAAAUAAAAUGCCUUGUAAAUUGGUGCCUUUAUUGUCUAUUUGUGAAUAUAUUGACUUCACAUCUUUAGUUAAUGUUUUUAAAAUAUACAAUAUGUGCAAUUUAUCAAUAAAUUGACAACAAUGUGUGUACAUACA